UCUUAUUUUAAUUCAAAUCGAACAGCAUGAAGUUCUUUACAGCUGUGCUGCUUUUGGUGUGCCUAAUUGUUGCGUGUACUGCUCAACGCGGUGGAGGCGGAGGUGGCGGCGGUGGUCCGUAUGGAGGAGGUGGUGGCGGCCCCUAUGGUGGCGGCGGUGGGCCUUACGGAGGUGGCGGCGGUGGUCCUUAUGGUGGUGGAGGUGGCCCAUACGGUGGAGGCGGUGGUGGACCAUAUGGUGGUGGUGGCGGCGGAGGUUACAAGCGUUAAAUACUCUUAAGUGGAAAUGGAUGAUCAAACUUUUGUUAUACUGAAUAAAAAAUACGAAAUACCUUAA
Messenger RNA from Anastrepha obliqua, 336 nucleotides. RefSeq lists its product as uncharacterized. The coding region runs from base 27 to 269 and encodes 80 amino acids. Lineage: Eukaryota; Metazoa; Arthropoda; Insecta; Diptera; Tephritidae. The record is from RefSeq and is a predicted model, not a curated record. The transcript has a single exon.